Messenger RNA from Paramuricea clavata, 984 nucleotides. The record is from the annotation of a GenBank genome assembly. Lineage: Eukaryota; Metazoa; Cnidaria; Anthozoa; Malacalcyonacea; Plexauridae.
AAAUUGGACGUGGACGAAUUAAAAUCUCGCUGCUUGGAUCAACUUGAAAUAAUUUCCAAGAAAAGAUUACUGAGAAUAAUUGAAGGGCAAGAAAUGAAUUCGUCUUCAUCUGAAAGUGGACACGACGCUGCAAAUGUUGUGUCUGCAAUGGAGGUUGUUCAAGAAAGUUCUGUUGUGGAAGCAAGUCAACCAGCACCAGAUACUCGUGAGGUAUGUAGGUAGACCGGCAACAUCAGUAUUACCAAAACCGUGAAUCCUUCCUCUCGCUCGAAAAAAUGCGCGAUGUUUUCGUGUCAAAACAUCCAGGAAUAUGUGACUGCAUUUCUAAUAUCAUGAAAUCGACAUCCUUGGAAAUGGCGAUGUCUGUUUGGUGCACAAAAAAUUGUAUUGACAUAGUUAAAAAUAGUUCACAUUUUAACAAAUAGGUGUAGGAAUGUAGUCGCCUUCCUAUUAAAUGAUUUUAAAAGAAAACAUGACAUGAGGGAGCAUCCAUGGUUUUGGUAGUACAGUAUGUGCCACCAAACUAACCAGCUGUCCCAGAAAGGCGGUGUGAGGACUUAAUUAUAUGUUGUAAAUUUAAGGAUGAAUCAGUGAACAUAAUGGAGGAGUUAAGUGUUGGACCGGAUCAGGAUGAAAUUGAUGCACUGAUUGAAGAGCCAGUGAAAAAUGCUGCACCAGAAGGUAUAUACAAUUGCAAGAUUAUUUUCUCAUGUUUCUUAUAAUCCAUUUUCUAUGAAGGUCGUGCGCGGCCAAGAGGCUCUGGGAACGAGGAUGCCUGGGAAGGAGUCUGCAACUUCUGCACUCCUUUGAAGGUCCACCUUUGAUUUUUCAGAUGUUAUUUCGCGUCAAGACAAUCCUGGUAAAGCAGUGGACAGUCCAGAAGAUAAGAGUGCAGCGGACACAGAGUCGCAGUUACUGGAACUAGAGUUCAGAGCAAGGGCGUUGAAAUCUCUGAUGCAAGCACGGCAAAGGCAUGAUACGUAG